UCAAUGUCUGUUGUCCAGACUAAAUCACCAUAACGACUAGAUAGCUAUUUUUGCUUGUCGGCGGAACUAAAAACGAUGAUAUAAAAUUAAAAUGUGAAAAUUUGACAGCCAACCAGCCUGUAUUUUCUUCAUAUAUAUAACGUUUGAUAUUUCAUCAAUUUAUGUAUUUAAUUUCUGCGUCCGACAAGUUCUGAAGUAACUUCUCCAAAAUGGCUGCGCCACUGCCAGCCAUCCACAACACAGGAGGCCAUUCACCCAUCCAUGAUCAAGCCAUUGCACAGCACCGAGUCCCAAGCCCUCCCAGCAAAUCCAGGCCACAGGAUCAAUAUGUCAAACCCAAGCUGAAAGGCCAGGGCAGGAGGGAGCGAGAACACAUGAUGAAACAGCAACUGUUGAAGAACAAGAAGCCGAGCCUGACAAAACUUGAUACACAGAAGUAUCGCAACACAUCCUUUCACAACCUGUGCCUUGAGAUGUUAAAGGAUGGUUUCCAUCGCUCCUUCUCAGAGGUCUUUGCCUUGGUUCAGCAGCAGAAGGCUGAGAUAGAUGCAGCAGGACCAGACUCCCUGCUGCAAGACCGGCGUCUACUGGCAGAACAGGAAGCCAAGCUGGAGGAGAUGAAGAAGAGAUUAACUGAGGCAGAGUUGGCUCUCAGGAUAGAUGACAUGGACGGCGUCUUCACAGCCAGAAACCUCCUUGCUGAAUACUUCUUAGACACAGGGGAUCUGUGGCUGUCAGAUCAUUUCUUCAUCUCGUGUCUUGAGAUGGCACAGAAGAUCAAAGGAGACGGGAGGAGGAAAGAGGGAGAAGCUCAUUGUAACAUGGGUCGUGCUUACGAGAGGAGAAAGGAGUACCAAGAAGCAGUCGAGCAUUUUGAGAGCUUUGAUGAGCUGACAUCCAAGAACCCUGACUGGACAAAUGCCGAGGGACAGAGCCUUCACUCAGAGGCCUGUGAGCAUCUCAGGCGGCUGUACACAACGAUUGCUGAGACGUACCAGCAAGGAGAGGACAAGGAUCUUCAGGAAGCAAUCACUAACUUGCUGAAAGCAUUUGAGAAGGCUAAAGAAAGUGGAGAUGGGCAGAAGGAGGGAGAGGCCAGCUACAGGUUAGGUCUCGCCUACGAAGGCAUCGGUGACUCAGAAACAGCACUCAUGUACCAUACAGGGUUCAUGGACAUCUGUAAGAAGUUGGGAGACCAGGAUGGUAUGGGCAAAGCCUGCGAAGCUAUCGCCAAAUCAUAUGAAAAACAAGGAAAACUUGACGAAGCAGUCAGAUACUUGGAGAUGUUUGAGGACAUUGCUGAGAAGAGUAACCAGUUGACAGCACACGGAAAUGCCUGCAGUUGCCUCGGAGCAAUCUACAAUUCCUUGGGAAAGUACAAGAAAGCCUCCCACUACUUUGGCAGUGCCUUCAACAUUGCCCGUAGUAUGGACAACCCUGUCUUCUUUGAGACGAUGAGGGCGGAGUUUGGGAUAGCCAACGCCCACCGAGCCCUGAGUCGAUUCAUGGGAGUGAUUGAGAGACCUGAUAAGACCAAUACGCUGAAACUGAUUGACUGGAAGGAUGUCAGGAAUGACCAGAUGGCGGAGGAGGAAGAUGAGCCAAGUGAGUGAUCAAGCAGCGCCAACUUUUGGACAGUAUAUUCCUUCUAAAUUCCCCUAAAUUUCAAUCCAUUUGUAGAAAAGAUAGAAUUAAACAAACACAGAUAAACUAUAGUUUCUUAAGAAGAACAAUAUCAUCCAAGAACAAAGGUUGUAGUAAGAGACAAGAAAUAAAGCCACUGUCCUGACAGGCAAUAAUCUUCCCCUCCCAAGAUUGUUUGAUUGUACCUUUUUGUACAGCGACAGCAGACCAAUUCAAAUUAAAAAGAGUGUCAUCUUGUCCCGAAAGAACAAUGCUUGGAUUAACACUCUUGUAUCUGUUCAUUUUAAAAUAUGUUCCUAAAGAGAGCAAGAAGAUUAGUUGUUCAUGUGACACCCCCCCCCCCUCCUAUACUUUAAGAAAUCUGAAGACUUUAACUUGUGUUUUUAAGAUUUACAGAACAAUAUUGAUGAGAAACGGAGCUUAAUAAUUCAGGUUAUUUGGGGGAUUUCCGUUAUAUUGUAUAAACAUUGUAUAUAGGGUUUACAGUUUCAUAAUCUAUUCAAACCAAUACAUUGUAUUCCCUUAAAUUUGAUGGUUUUGAGUCGUUGAGUAAAUUGUAUAUUUAAUGGUAGUUUUUAUCUUUGUAAAGAUGAUACACUGUACUUUAUUAAGAAAUGUAUAUAUUUUUGUUUCAUGCGUCCGUCCAUCAACAAAACGUUUUUCAGGUCAUGCAUUGCUUUGUAUGCAUCACAUAUGGUUGCCUUUAGGCAAUUUGUGCCAUUCCAUCCAGUGUUUAAAAAUGUCCACUAUCAUUCCAUUCUCUGUCCAGGAACUAUAUUUCUUGUGAUCUAAUAAAAGAAAGAAUGAUGAAUACAAA
Molecule: messenger RNA, 2461 nt
Organism: Patiria miniata (bat star)
Lineage: Eukaryota; Metazoa; Echinodermata; Asteroidea; Valvatida; Asterinidae
Gene: ttc29
Product: tetratricopeptide repeat protein 29-like
Exons: 10
Coding region: 210-1613 (467 amino acids)
Molecular function (GO): protein binding
Source: RefSeq, a predicted model, not a curated record